Messenger RNA from Cavia porcellus (domestic guinea pig), 6366 nucleotides. It is a transcript of the gene Cbln2, whose product is annotated as cerebellin 2 precursor. The record is from RefSeq and is a predicted model, not a curated record. Gene Ontology annotation, molecular function: protein binding. Bases 765 to 1439 code for a protein of 224 amino acids. Lineage: Eukaryota; Metazoa; Chordata; Mammalia; Rodentia; Caviidae. The transcript has 4 exons. Gene Ontology annotation, biological process: maintenance of synapse structure. Gene Ontology annotation, cellular component: synapse.
AAGGUAUUGAAGAACACUGGAAAGAGUGGUAGUAAUUGUUUCUGUAUUUUUGCAGAGGCCAGCCAGGCUUUGGGGACAGAAGAGGAGGCCAGCAAGCCUGAUUCUCUUCCUCAGGCCUCACCCACGCUUCUGUCCCGGUGGCCUCAGCCUGCAGCAGGGAGGCUCCAGCGCCCGUAGGUGGCGCCCCACGCCCGUGCUUGCGCCCCUAGCCUGUGCGGAGGUGCCGCUCAGAAACCCGGUGCGUCUCCCCAGGUCUUUAGAGCUCAGAACCGGCGUUUUAAUAAAUAAGCUUGCUGCCAAAGCGCUUCGAGCGGCUCCAGGUUCAGAGGAGCGGACAGCUAAACCCAGUCGGGAGGUACCUCUUUAAUUCUUGGCAAAACCUGACGAUUCUCAAACUGGAGAUUCUGGAGCCACGGCCUUUAAACCAUUAAAUCAAGCUUUCUCGGUCUAUCCCAGUUUUUGUUUUUGUUUUUUUUUUUUUUUCCCCUUCAACUUUUUUUUUUUUUUCUUCCUUUAAUUAUGAAAGUGGUCACGCCAUUCAAGAUUAAGACUUGGAGAGAAUUUGGAAAAGAAAAGAAAGAAUCAAAAAGAAGAGACGCGGCUGGCGCUUUUGAGGGUCUGCUGGCACCCUCCUCCUGAGAAGCACCCGGCUUUGACCGUACCAGAGGGGAACCGAGCCAAGAGGAAGCUACUCCUGCCCCCGGCGUUCCCGCGCGCCCCUGGGCGCUCGUCCCGCCCCCCAGCCUAGCCGCCCCCCAGCCCAGAUGCCGACGCCGGGCAGGGGCGCCAGCGGGCGGCAGCAGACCAUGCCCCGGCGCCGGGGGGCGCUGCGGGAGCCGGCCGACUGCGGCUCCUGCUUGGGGGCGGCGCUGGCCUUGCUGCUGCUGCUGCUACCCGCCUGCUAUCCCGUGCGGGCGCAGAAUGACACGGAGCCCAUCGUGCUGGAGGGCAAGUGCCUGGUGGUGUGCGACUCCAGCCCCUCGGCGGACGGCGCGGUCACUUCCUCCCUGGGCAUCUCGGUGCGCUCCGGCAGCGCCAAGGUGGCCUUCUCCGCCACGCGCAGCACGAACCACGAGCCGUCGGAGAUGAGCAACCGCACCAUGACCAUCUACUUCGACCAGGUAUUAGUAAACAUUGGCAACCAUUUUGAUCUUGCCUCCAGCAUAUUUGUAGCUCCAAGGAAAGGGAUCUAUAGCUUCAGCUUCCACGUGGUCAAAGUGUAUAACAGACAGACCAUCCAGGUCAGUUUAAUGCAAAACGGCUACCCAGUGAUCUCAGCAUUUGCGGGAGACCAGGACGUUACCAGAGAAGCAGCCAGCAAUGGUGUCCUGCUGCUCAUGGAAAGGGAAGACAAAGUGCACCUCAAACUGGAGAGGGGCAACCUCAUGGGAGGCUGGAAAUACUCCACAUUCUCGGGCUUCUUGGUUUUUCCUUUAUAGACAGAGUCCCCUGAAUGGGGGGGAAGUAGCAAACUGGACCAGGAAUCCACCCUUCAUGAUACCCUGAACUUGCCAGACUAUGACAGCCUGGUUCCGACUUCAUCAGACUGUUGCAGUAGAAGAAUGAUUUCCUUUUUCCAGUAUUUUCUUUGAAUAUUGAAAAUUCCUCGGGAACCUGGCCUCUAAUUAGUUUUAGACAACAAGGUCUUAAGGAGAAAUGAAAUUAUCAAUUUGAGCAAUUUGUACCUGUGAUUGUAAAGUCGAUAUUGGAUUUUGUUGUUGGGACCAUCAACUUAUUUUUCUGUUUCUUUGUUUGUACACUGUGUCAUUAUCUCAAUGGCAAGAGAGCCCAGGACCCCAGGAGGGACUCCAGGCUGCAGUCAGGAUUCACAGCAAGAGCCACGCGAAGAUCCACCUGCUGGGAAGUCUUGACAUGUGCUCCUUGUGUCUGUAUAGCCUUAAGGAAAAGAAUGGCUUCACUUUUCCUUCUGUAUUUUUCCCCAGGGUAGACAAGAGGAUUUGGGAGGGGGAUGGGGCCAUUGUGAACCCAUCAAGAAGUGCUUCAUCCAGAGAAGCAAAUUUUGCAAGAUUAGAUUGCAACUUUUGUUUGUUGUUUAUGUGUGUGUGUUCUUCCUCUUCUUUCUCCUCUUUCUCCUCCUUUUCCUUCUUUUCCUCCUCCUCCUCCUCCUCCUCCUCCUCCUCCUCCUCUUCUUCUUCUUCUUCUUCUUCUUCUUCUUCUUCUUCUUCUUCUUCUUCUUCUUCUUCUUCUUCUUCGUCCUCUUCUUCUUCUUCUUUUCCUCCAGAAGUAUACUUCUUUUCCAAUACUAGGCUGUCUCCAUACAGCCCCAUUUUUAGUUUUGGUGCUGGAGUAGUGGAGAAGAAAAAAAUGUGUGUCGUGUUCCUGGAUGAAAUUUAAAAAAAAAUCUCUAUAUUUUGCUUUGGAUAAGACCAAAUGAAGCAAAAAGUAUCUGUCAAAGUAACAAUAGCAAAUGAAUAAUUCUGCUUACUCAUUCCAAGAGUCUCAGAUGCACCUUUAGGAUUGCAGCCUGGAUUUUGUGGUUUUAUUUUUAAUUUUAGAUUUAUACUGUGGAAUCCCUUAAGAGCCUGGCAUUCCUGGGUGAGCCUGAAUUAUAUAGGACGUGAAGCUGUAAGGACCAACUUCCUUAAACAGUUUUUUUCCACCAUGCAUUUUUCUUUAUUUGGAUCUAUCUCUUAAAUAAGCAGCACAUGGUGAUCAAGAGCAUGAAAGAAAACAGGACCAGCCCCUCUUCCCUGGGUCUUCCUCUGAUCUGCCAUGGAAGGGAGGUGCUGGCACUCACCAGGGAGGCCUGGCAAGAGGCCAUCUGGAACUCACCGCGGUUAAAGGUAUUGGCGGAGGUGCCCAGGAGAGGUUUUACAAAUCCCUGUUAUGUUAGCACCUUGUGUAACAGUGUUAUUAAGACUCGGCUGAGAGUUGAUGGGUACAGGCUUCCUAUGCCAAGAACAUGUCACUAAUCCCAAAGCAAUCAAAGAUGAGACCUCAAACCAGAUGUUAAUUUGUCCUUUGUGUAACAAUGUAACCCAAAUAUUGGUGAUAAAAGCUCAUAAUUUAAGAUUCAGAAUAAAUGGGUUUGAUGUCUGACUUUCUCUGAUCCCUCCACACUGUCUCCCAACUUUCAAAAUAAGGCUGAACUAUCAGGGACUUGGGGAUGUCAAGUCCCUGCUGUGGUUCUCUGAAAGGCGCACACACAGACAUUCACCUUUGUUUGCAGAUGCUGCAGGGCGUGUGGCUGGACACUGCAUACUUAGAUACAUUUAAUUUGUAUGGAACAUUUUUCAGAGGGAGAUUUUGAAGGAGAUAAGUGCAAAGCACAGUGCUGAGAGUUUUAUAAGUAGGCAGCCUGCGUCUGUCCCACUUUGGAUAUGGCAGAAACUUCAGUCAGUGAGGAGUAAUGUAAGAGACCUGCACUUGAAAUAGCACCAGUGGUCUCAGGACUAUAUGUGAGGAUGGGAUGCCGUAGAUUUCAUUUUAUACAGUAAAGGUAGUGGGGCUACAUAAAUGAGAAAAUAUGUUGUUUGACUAAAGGAGUUAAUUUCAUAAUACCAUACUGUGCAGAAUUUAAUUUGAGUUAAAGUGCUGUUAUAUAUCGUGAGGGAAGACAUCAACUAGAAAACAUGGGGACCUUGACCCUGGUUAGGCGGAUACUUCAAACCGCGAACAUUAUGGGGAAGCAAGAGUAGGUGCCCUCUAUUUUAUUGUUGGUCGAUAUUUUAGUCCUGUUUCCUUCAUUUCCUUAACUUUAUGUUCAAUUUAAAACACAAAAAUCUCAUCAAAUUAAAUGAAUAGUAAUGCAGAGAUGACAAGAUACAUGACUGUUACUUUUCUCACUUAAUAUUUAGUACAUGUAUUUGUUUCUUUUUAUCCUUAUAUUGCAUAGAGGUUGUUAGGUUGUGCUGUCUAAUAAAUAUUACUGAAUUGGGCAAUCUAAAAAUAAGCAUAUUUCAGGAGUUUAUUUUAUAUUAGAAAAACAUGCAUCCUGAUUAUUCUCCUUUCUUCUUAUCUGUCCUGAUGUGGAUGCCAAACACUGCGUUAAGUAGAAGCUUGCUGAUGGCGUCUCUGGAGCCCUUUACCUCCCAUCGCCGUGCCUGCCAAGGCUGUGUUUGGCUCAGGGUCUCUGAAAGAGAUGAGGCUCCUGGGUCUGAUCUAUAAAAACAUAGAGGUCAGACCAGAUGUGACAUGCAUUUUCCCUAAUUUGGUCACGAGAAAGGCAUCUAUAUCCUUCUGAGGCCACGCUCAGCAGUCCUAGCUCGGUUCCUGGUUGUCUUAGCUGUGGAGCGAUGGCUCCACAGUCAGCCCCCAUCACACGGCCCAGGUGAGGACCUGCCAAGUGCUCUGAGAACUAAGGAGACUGCAAUAACCCAGUGUGAUAUUAGGGCAGGAGGAGUGUUUCUGAAAAAAACAAAAAACAAAAAACAAAAAACAAAAAGCAUUUUUCAACAUGCAAUUUGUGAAAAUCAUUUAAAAUGAAUAUCUGACAGGAGAGCAAUUGUACAUGCAAGUGAAUUUCCAUAUUCCUAAUAGACUGUUAAAACUGUUGUACUAUAUUGGAUUUUCUUGUAAUUUGAUUUUUAGCAAUGAUGAUCAUAUCACAUUCCAUACAUUUUUUAUUAACUCCAUUCCCAGAGGUGUUAUUUGCUUUUCCUGUGUGCUUCCUGCUCACCUUUGUGUGCCAAUAUACUCUGCCAAUAUUAUAUAAAAAUAUACAAAUGUAAGAUUUCUGACAUAAGUAACAAAGAUAAUAUUAUUAAUGUAAAGUAAUAUUAUGGCACUUGAAUACUAAGUUGUUUUAGUUGAUUAAUGUUAGCUGUACUAAAUUGUAAAUGCUUUUAAAGCAAUACCAUUUUCUUAGGUUAAAAUAUAUUCUAAUUGGAAAUAUAACCUGGGUGACAACUUUAAAUCCUAAGAAACUAUGUUUACCAUCUAUAAUUCCUGAGCCCUUUUUGCAUCCUAGUAUUUUUGAUAUAUCUGUUCAUGUAUAAGUGAAAUUAUCUACAUUUUUACAGUGUAAAAAAACAGUGUAUGGCUGCUCAGAGUAAAGGUGAUACAAACCUAUUGAAUAUUAGCAUGAAUUCAUGGAACUCUAUAUUUAAUACAUUUACUUGUUUUUAAAUUUUUAGCUAAAUCAAAUUAUAUCAAGCAUCAGAAGAAACAGAAAAAUAUAUUCAAAGUAAAACAAAACCUUUGCUGAAUAUUUAAUAUUGUGGCAAUAUUUUGAUAUCAAGUAAAUUAGAGUAAUUACAUAUUUAAUAACUAUUACACUUAUGUUGUUUGCCUGUGAGUACACUGACAUAUAUAUCUGACCUUUUAAUGUGGUAAUAUAAUAAAAAUACGUGCAUUGGCUACAUUCUCUGGAAUCUAGGAAUAUGUAGGAGGAAAAUUUAAUGUAUCACCUUCUAUAAGCAAAACAGAAACAGAGGUUGCUCUAUGACAUUUGACUUGUAGCAAAGGGAACAAAAAAUGUUCUGCCAAUUUGUGUGACCAUAUUUUGCAAUCUUUUGUAAGAGUAUAUAUGUUGCAAUAAGAUGUUAUUGUGAAUAAAGUAGCUAACAUCUGUUUAUAUUUCUACAACAUAAGAAGGAUGUAAUGAUCUGAUACAUAGAUGUUCACCGAUGAAAAGUCCCUUUGCGUUAGUUACAUGAUAGUGUAAAUAUAUGGCGAACUCAUAGGAGCAAGUCGCAUUGAAUCAUUCCAAAGGGUUAAUGUACAUUUUGUGCAAAUAUUUAUAAAAAUAUACCAAGAGAUUAACUGUAGAGCUGCAAUGAGUUUUACUCUCUUUUAUUAUUUGGAAAUUUGCUUGUCAUUGAUAACUGUUUUCCAAAGCUGGCAUUUUGCUAUCAAAAUUGGAUAUUAUGAAUAUAUUUUAAAAUUUAAGAACCUGGCUUGUAAAUUUCUUGAAAUUCUUAACAUUAUUCUUAUUGGCAUUUAAAGAGAAAACAUACCAAAUAUACUGAAUUAGUAUAUAAUUUUAAUAUUGGUUUUAUUGAUUUAUUCUAAUCUAUAACUGUUUCUUUGAUUCACUGUGAAAAAGUUUGAUGAUGUUGAUCACAAUCAUUAGUCAAGUGUUUUGUAUUUGGAGACCAUUUAAAAGAGCUGGAAUAUACCAAAAAAAAAAAAAAAAAUGCAUGUGACUAGAAAGAUCCACUCCUCUUAGGACUUUUAAAUAGGAAAGACACAUGUCAAAAGUCAAGAUCUAAUGAAUGUAAACUGCAAAAAAUUGUCAUAUAUAUAAAUCUGUAUAAUAACAUUAUACUAAAAUACGAAUCUUAAGUAAAUGAAGUUUCCUUAUAUUUCCAAACUCAGUAGGGUAACUUGAAAUUUGUAGAGGAGAAAGCCACCUAACUUUACCACCUGCAGAUAACAGAAAUAAAUUUUGCUUCAUUUUCCUAA